UGUCAUUACAGUAUUAAGUCAUCCUGAUUAAAUACUGUUAAAAAUUUAUUGGACAAAUUGUCACUAAACUUUUUUAUUAACAUAACAAAUAAAAAAUUGUAAUCUUUUCAAAAUAAAGAGUAUAUAAGUUUUCUCCGUUAGAAUACUUUAUCCUGUUAUAACAUCAACUUAUUCAAAAAAAGUUAGAGGAAUUAACUUUCUGCUAACUAUGGAUUUUCGACAUUUUCUGUUUUUUCUAUUAUUUUCAAUAACUUCCAAUUCCGCAAGACAUUUAGAUGACAAUAACCAAGUUUUGAUUCAAUGUAUUCCAAUAGAUAAAUACUACAAACAACAAAUGAAGGGGAUCAUUGUUCAUACCAGUAAAGUAAACAUUAAUUACUGUGGUUCCCAAACACAGUUUAUAGAGAUAUUUGCUGAAGAAAAAGUUAUUAUCGACAAAGAUAUUAUUUUGAAAGGCAGGCAGAUACAGUUAGCAAUAAUUGCUCCUAUUUGGGAAGUAAAUGAUAAUCGAGAAAUUAAUUUAGAUGGAAUAGAUGCCGUGGAUUUUAAAAAACCAGCAGCUGAUGGUAAUGACUCCGGAAAUAAACAUGGAGAAGAUGGAAAUGCAGGCUUACCGGGAGGAUCUGCCGGAAGUUUCUAUGGUGUUACAAAAGAAAUUAUAAAUGAAAAUCGUUUAAUUAUUUUUGCAAAAGGUGGCCUAGGAGGAAAAGGACAAAUGGGUGGCCAUGGUGCUAAUGGCAGAGCUGGUGUCGGUUUAAGGGAUAAAAAUGCAUUUGACUGUGAUACAGAAAAGGUAAAGGGAUUUAAAGUGUCAAAAAAUGGUAAUGUAAAAUUGAUACAUCUGGCAGGACAUAUACAACGACAAUAUACUGUAGAGGGACAGACUGGAUCAAGUGGUGGAAGAGGAGGAAAUGGUGGCGUUAAGGGAUUAGGAGGCUAUGCAGGAAAUGUUCUUCUCUUCGAUUUAUCGAAAAGUGAUGGUUACAGUUAUGUUGUAAUCAAUGAGUUUAAUGGUUUAAAUGGUUCUGAUGGAGUUAGGGGAAUUGGAGGAUUUGGAGGCCAAAAUGGAGAAUCAGUAGAUAUUAAAUGUGACAAGGUUAGUGCAUUUAGUUCAUAUACAACAACACUCACACCUUUGGGACUUACUAAAGAAUCGGGACCAAGGGGUGCAGAAGGACUUACUGGAGAAAGUUUAAGAAUGCGUCAAUUGCCCAAGACAACAAUCAUUAUACAAAACUUCCCACAAACUAUAAAUGAGUAUAAACUUUACAUCAGAUCUAGAUUGAAUAAAAUUGACAGUAAUAAACCAGUGCAUUCUUUUUAUGAUUCAUUAAACAGUCGACAGGAAAUUACUAAGCUCUAUGAUGCUAAAAGUUUAGUUGACGAAUUUACAGGAUUAGAAUCACAAUAUUUUCUCUUGGAAGAUCGAGACUAUCUUACAUCAUCAUACGUUCAUUUGUCUGGAAGAUUUCAAGAUUAUUUAAAUAAUGCAAAUUAUGCUAAAGAAAAUGAUAGGGCUUAUAAGGAUAUUCUAAGAACUUUGCAAUGGCUUAUACAGGAAAGAAUUGCAGUGAUCCAGGAACCAAAAGGGUAUACCGUACUAACAAAUAUUGCUGAUAGCUACAACUCUAAUGGAAUAGUACCAAAAGAAGUAUUAUCAGAAAUUGAGGAUGUGUACUAUAAAGUAGAAGCACUUAAUGAUAGAAUAAAUAGCAUAGACAAUCUUACAAAUAGGGCCAAAGAUUUGAUAAAGAAUGAGCUACAAGUUUCCAUGAAAGACUUACAGAAUACAUUAGAUACAAAAAUAGAUACACUGUUAAAGGAGAUUACAGAAUUAAUUAAAUCAACAAUCAAGAAAGAGAAUGAAUUAAUAGAAAAGCGUCAAGAGUUACAAACUACAAUGCUGUUAAAAGGUAUAUUUGGGAUUUUGAAAAUCACUUGCGGAGUAGUAUCAGUUUUAAAUCCAGCACUCGGAGUAGCAGCUGCUGCAGGCACAUCAGCAUUAUCAGUUGCUGAAUCAUUUAUCACAGACACUAAUAUCACGGCACAAGUUACAGAAAUUGGUAAAAUAGGUCAGGUAGUAACAAGUGCCUCAGACAAAUUUCUAGAAGGUAUUGAACCGAAACAACGAGAAACAGUCUUUAACAAUCAUAUAUCGAAUAUGGUGAAGAACAUGUCAAAUACCGGAAAAGAAAAUGUUAGAAAAAUGAAAGAUAAACUCAUCAAUAUUUUCAAAGGAGAAAAAACCGAACAAGUGUUUCAAACCGAACAAUUUGAACCAAUGUUAACAAGUUACAAAUCAUAUAAAUUCGAUUCAGAUUUUCAAGAUGAAGAAAUAUCUAUUAACAAUAAUAUUCGACAGGCAAAUAGAAAUAAUGAUAUGAUAAAGUUAAAUGAUUGCAAAAUUCAAUUAAACGUAUUAAAAUUCAUAAAAGUAAGUAAUGAAGUUUUGUCAACUGGAUCUGCUACUAUGGUAAACAUUAUGACAGAUGUAACAAAAGUUAAUGAAAUUGACAAAACAUUAAAAUCAAAUGCGGAUAAUUUGAAAAAAUUGUACAAUACCGAAGAAGGUAUAUACAGUAAAACACAACCUAUGAUUGAGAAAAUAUUUACCGAUAUAAAUCAAGUCAAACAUAACAUGAAUAAAAUGGAUAGAAGUGAAAUUGUAGUUGCUAAUUGGAAAGUUCUUAGCACUAUAGAAGAAGUACAAAGAAAAUUGAACGAAACAUUUCAACGAUUUAACACAACUGAUGAUAUAAACUGGACUCUUCAAAAACUCUCCAAAACCUUUCAAGUUAUAACCAACAUUCACAUAGUGAUAACACAAAAUUAUGAUCGAAUAUCAGAAUCAAAGUUCGUAGGAGUUAUGCAUUUACCUAAACAGAGUAGAAUAUUGAGCAAAGAUCAUAAAUUUUCAGCGUCAGUGGCUCAAUUGAAAAAAGUCUUUCAUCAAAAUAAAUUAAAAGACAUGUACAAGGAAUGGAUUUAUGCCUUUAAGCAGUAUUCUUUUCCAAAAGGAGGAGAAUUUUUACAAGAAACUGGAUGGCCAUAUUCUUUCGUAGACAAGGAUGUGAAUCAAAUUACAGAAGAAAUAAAGGCGAAUAUUGAUAAUUUUCUGAAAUAUUUUACUGUGGAAAAAGAGAAAAGAAAAUUAGUGGAGAACAUCAAAGCAGAUCAAUAUAGAGGCAGCUGUAGUACAGAUGGAAAAGCUUUCUUUGUUUGGAAAAAAGAAAAUAGUAAUCAAGUAAUUGCUAAUAUUUUAAGAGGUCAUAAGACGACAAUAGUUUCAAAAGGAUCCGCUGGUUCGAUUGACUCUUUAAAAUUCAACAAGAUUGGAAUUGUUUUUACCUCAAUGGAUAAUGCAGUUCAAAAUAAAUUGUUUACCGUUUUAAGUACGUUUAGAGUGAAUUUAACACAUCACGGGGACUCUACUUAUAAAUUUAAUAACAAAUAUUUUAUCAUUGAAACCAAACCAAUUAAUUUAGAUUUUAAAUAUCCUAAGGAAAGAAAUCAAAUUUCUAGUUUUUCGCCACCUUUACAUGAAGAAUUUGGUAAUGGUGAUUGCGUGUUAAGUCCAUAUGCAACAUGGACUGUUGAACUUAUUCCCGAAGGUGCAUAUGAUUUAACAUUACUGGAGGGUUUUAUUGGUAGAGUAGAUUUAGAAUUAAUUGGAGAAGCUAAUUCAUUCAAACCUGACAGAUGUGGUAAAUUGUGUCAAGAUACAAUGACCACAGCUUACAAACUCUUAGCGGAAUAAUAAUUCUUUUAUCAACUGUUAACAACUUAUUUUUUAAAACCUAUGGAACAUUAUAUGUAGAAUGUCUAUGUAGGUUGAUUAUCCAAAUAAGAGAAUGAAAUAUUAUGAAAUAACUUGUACUUGUUAAGAAUUAUGUUAAAUAGGUUUAAAUAAAAAAAUUAUACAGCAA
Leptopilina heterotoma is the source of this 3926-nucleotide messenger RNA. RefSeq lists its product as uncharacterized. The record is from RefSeq and is a predicted model, not a curated record. The transcript is spliced from 4 exons. Bases 209 to 3757 code for a protein of 1182 amino acids. NCBI's taxonomy places the organism in Eukaryota, Metazoa, Arthropoda, Insecta, Hymenoptera, Figitidae.